Messenger RNA from Zalophus californianus (California sea lion), 2214 nucleotides. RefSeq names its product NK3 homeobox 2 (gene NKX3-2). Lineage: Eukaryota; Metazoa; Chordata; Mammalia; Carnivora; Otariidae. The transcript is spliced from 2 exons. Bases 90 to 1094 code for a protein of 334 amino acids. Gene Ontology annotation, molecular function: DNA-binding transcription factor activity, RNA polymerase II-specific; RNA polymerase II cis-regulatory region sequence-specific DNA binding. Gene Ontology annotation, biological process: regulation of transcription by RNA polymerase II; cell differentiation. Gene Ontology annotation, cellular component: nucleus. The record is from RefSeq and is a predicted model, not a curated record.
CACUGCGGCGGCCCGCGCGCUGCGUCCAGCUCGGAGCUGCCCCGCGCCCCAGCCGCCCGGCCGGUCGGCCGCCCUGGCCCACGGCGCAGAUGGCUGUGCGCGGCGCCAACACCUUGACGCCCUUCUCCAUCCAGGCAAUCCUCAACAAGAAAGAAGAGCGCGGCGGGCUGCCCGCGCCAGAGGGGCGCCCGGUACCCGGGGGCACCGCGGUGGCAGUGUCUGAGGCGCCCGCUGUCUGCUGCUGGCGACUCUUCGGGGAGACAGACGCGGGCGCUCUGGGGGGCGCGGAGGACUCUCUGCUGGCGUCGCCUGCCGGGACCAGAACGGCUGCGGGGCGGACGGCGGAGAGCCUGGUUGGUUGGGACUCAGACUCGGCGCUGAGCGAGGAGAACGAGGGCGGGCGGCGCUGUGCGGACGCGCCAGGGGCCAGCGGGGCCGGCCGUGCAGGGGGGACGCUGGGCCUCGGCCAGCCGGUCUGCGAGCUGCCCGCCGCCAAGGACCUGGAGGAGGAAGCCGCAGGCCGGAGCGACAGCGAGAUGUCGGCCAGCGUGUCAGGCGACCGCAGCCCUAGGGCCGAAGACGACGCUGUUGGCCCCGGAAGUGCACGCGUGCCGGCGCUGUGCAGCCGAACCGGCGGCGGCGGCGGCGGCGGCGGACCGGCGGGCGGCGCGGAGGAGGAGGAGGAGCCCGCCGCGCCCAAGCCGCGCAAGAAACGCUCGCGGGCCGCCUUCUCCCACGCGCAGGUCUUCGAGCUGGAGCGCCGCUUCAACCACCAGCGCUACCUGUCCGGGCCGGAACGUGCCGACCUGGCCGCGUCGCUGAAGCUCACCGAGACGCAAGUGAAGAUCUGGUUCCAGAACCGUCGCUACAAGACCAAACGCCGGCAGAUGGCCGCCGACCUGCUGGCAUCAGCGCCCGCCGCCAAGAAGGUGGCGGUGAAAGUGCUGGUGCGCGACGACCAGAGACAGUACUUGCCCGGCGAGGUGCUGCGGCCACCCUCGCUGCUGCCACUGCAGCCCUCCUACUAUUACCCUUACUACUGCUUCCCCGGCUGGGCACUGUCCACGUGUGCAGCCGCCGCGGGCACCCAGUGAGCCGGCCCGGGGCGAGGCAGCAGACGAUCCCCGCGCCCCGGCUCCCGACGGCCGCAGACCGCUGUGCAGGUUGUGCUCCGUACGAGGGCGCCCCGCCGAGGGGGCAAGUGGAGGACGAAAUCCAGCCCAGGCUCAAAAUCCAGGAGCGCGCCCUGGCAGCGGGACUGAGUCUGUCCAGAGGGGGCGCCUUUUUCUAAUUUGAAUGGAGGCACCCUAUGGCCUCGGGGCCUUGCUCCCCAGUUGCCUGCCUGGAAGCUCUUGGACAUUAUUUAUUAUCACAACAAAGUUGGAUUUGGAUUGUAUCUGCCAGGAGACGGCGUUUCCCCGGAACGCAGAGAACUCCUGGAUCCACGUAGCCUGAAUCCCCAGAAUUUCAGGCUGCCUGGGAGCUUCGUGCACUAGGCCACAAUAGUUCAUGGUAUCCAUGCUACCAAUCUAUGUUUAUCUACAUAUCUAUUUUUUUGGAAAUUGCAUUUGUAACAAAGGGGUGCGGAACCUUGACAGCCCCAAGGAGCCCCGAGCGCUGGGCGUUGAUUUGAACCGUGAAAGGUUUGCUUUUUCGGGCCCUCUGCCCCCACCCCUCACCGUGUCAAAGCUGGGGUGGGGACACCCUGUUGGAUGCUGAAUGUAAAGAAGGGAGUCUCUGAGCACAGGGCAGGGCAGAGCCCCCUCCACCCCAAUCUUUCCUCUCCGAAGUCCAGGGCCGCUUCCAACUGGGGAGCUUCCUGGGAACCCCAAACCGGGAAAGAGCAAACCCAGCAACCUUUGGCAGAAACUUUCUUUUCUUUCUUUUUAUUUUUGUAAAGGAGGUUAAAACGUAUAGCACUUUUCGGUUGUUUGUAUUCAAAUAACGGUUAUUUUUGUAUUCAACGUGAAUAUCCCUGACCAGCCUUUCCCGGCGUCCCCCACAGUUCCGACGCUGGGCCCUCUGUCUCUACCGACCAUUCUCCGAGGUUCCUGCGUUCUGACCCAGGAUUCUCCCAUCCCUGCCCCUGCCCCUAAGACAGAUGAUCCUGUCAACCUCGUUGCUUUUUGCCUCCUUAAGGGCACUGUGCACUCAACUAGAAUAUUAACUUUAAAAAGAUUUGUGAAGUUUGGAAGCCUGUUUGCUUUAUCUUUC